This is a messenger RNA of Anarrhichthys ocellatus (wolf-eel), 1275 nucleotides long. Its product is annotated as methyltransferase-like protein 7A. The record is from RefSeq and is a predicted model, not a curated record. Bases 239 to 967 code for a protein of 242 amino acids. NCBI's taxonomy places the organism in Eukaryota, Metazoa, Chordata, Actinopteri, Perciformes, Anarhichadidae. Gene Ontology annotation, molecular function: S-adenosylmethionine-dependent methyltransferase activity. The transcript is spliced from 2 exons.
CUGUUGGAUUUAACUUGAAAUAGUCUACUGACGUUACAGCAUGGCCGACGGCAGGACAAAAGGUGCAACUUAUUUCACGGACGGUAGUACGUUAGUUGCGUCUUUACUUGUCGACUUUUAUUUUGAAAACUCAAACAGACUUCCUGCUUUAGCUAGACUUUAUCAAUUUGACAGCAAGCGAGUCAGUCCAAAUCGCGCCGCCACUGGCUGACACACGAAGGUCUGGAGCAGCAAGAACAUGACUUUCUUAAUGGCAUGUUGCACAUUGAUCGUCAAUGGGUUAUGCAUGCCCCUUCAUCUGAUCCAUGCCAUGGGCAUGUAUGACAUAUACAAACGUUUCUUCCCAAUGUGUCAGUAUCGGUGCUCUUUAAUGUACAACAAGAAAAUGUACGACAAGAAGAAGGAGCUGUUUCGCAGUCUCUCCGAGUUCAACAAGCCUGGCGGGCAGCUCAUAAUCCUGGAGAUCGGCUGCGGCACCGGCGCAAAUUUUGAGUUUUAUCCGCCCGGUUGCAAGGUGAUCUGCACUGACCCGAAUCCUCAUUUUCAGAAGUAUCUGAAGAAAAAUAUGGGCGAGAAUGACCAGCUCUCAUAUGAGAGAUUUUUGGUGGCGUCGGGGGAGGACAUGGGGUCAGUUGAGAGCGAAUCGGUAGACGUUGUUGUCUGCACCCUGGUACUCUGCUCCGUCAACAACGUACCGCAAACUCUGCGUGAGGUUCGCCGCAUGCUGAGACCAGGUGGAGCCUUCUUUUUCCAAGAGCAUGUCGUUGCAGAUCCCUCAACUUGGUCUUACUUCUUCCAGCAUGUACUUCAGCCUCUUUGGUACUACUUUGGGGAUGGAUGUGAGGUCAUCCGGGAAACAUGGAAACAUCUGGAGGCAGCUGGGUUCUCUGAACUCAAGCUGAGACACAUCGAAACACCAUUGAUGUUCAUGAUCAAACCGCACAUUGUAGGUUAUGCUGUGAAAUAAAUUCUUCUCACAAAAGAAUAAGCAAAGCACUUAAAGGCUCUCCUCUCUUUUGUGAUAUGAUUGAUCACCACCAGUGACAAAUAACCCCAGUCACUCUUAUGCUAACUUUAUUUUUGCCAUGAAAAAAAUCACUCAGUCUUUGUGUUUUGUAAAGACACAUUAUUGUAACACAUAGAGAAGAUCUGUCCUUCUGUGUUUGUGUGCUACUGAUGGCUUCAUGACUAAAAAUAUAUAUGUUUUUCCUGUUAUCAAGCUAAUUGUGUUGUGUCUUAAUGUUGGCAAUUAAAGAGUUUGAUCCUGCUGCAUGA